Messenger RNA from Eurytemora carolleeae, 1253 nucleotides. RefSeq names its product zinc carboxypeptidase A 1. Gene Ontology annotation, biological process: proteolysis. The transcript has 19 exons. Gene Ontology annotation, molecular function: metallocarboxypeptidase activity; zinc ion binding. The coding region runs from base 50 to 1204 and encodes 384 amino acids. The record is from RefSeq and is a predicted model, not a curated record. NCBI's taxonomy places the organism in Eukaryota, Metazoa, Arthropoda, Copepoda, Calanoida, Temoridae.
GCGUUAUGACAUAUUUCAAUAUUUAGAUAUUUUAAUCGGUUUGAUAAAAAUGUUGAAAAUGGUUCUGCUCUUUAUUCUUCUUCUGGAAAAGAUAGAUGCAAGAUUUAGCAAACCAAACUUACGUCUCUUGAAUUCAAAAAAAUUUUUGAAUUUGCAAGAAACGUAUGGUUUUCUGCACAAACUUUCUAAAUUGGCUCCCAAAUCCAUGGAACUUAAAAAAAUUGGGGAUACGUUUAUCCCAGGGAAAGAUUAUGAAAAUGAUAUUUUUGUGGUGAUCAUUGGCAACACUUCAAAUCCUAUUUUGUUUUUUGAUUGUGGAAUGCAUGCACGGGAAUGGAUUUCCCCCGCCACGUGUUUGUAUAUUAUCCAGAAACUUGUAAUUGUUUUCGAAACGGUGAGACGGACUCCAUUUGAGCACCCUGUUCUUGAUUACCAAUGGCAAAUUGCUCCCAUGAUGAAUCCAGAUGGAUAUAAUAAAUCGCAUUAUGAUAACCGGCUUCAGAGGAAAAAUGGACGGCCUCUCAACUUAAUGUCUGGUUAUGAUAUGAAACUCAACAGAGGAUGUCUUAAAAGUUGUAAAAUAAAUCCGGAUGAAUGUCUCGGGGUUGACUUGAACCGUAAUUUCCCAAGUGGAUUUGGUCAAGGAUAUGAGAGUUUCGAGAUAGACAGUAACCUCAUUUGCUCGGAUGUAUACAAGGGGCCAACUUAUCUAAGUGAACCUGAAACUCAAGCAUUACACAAUUAUAUAUUACGCAUUAGAAAGAAUAUACUCUCUGCAAUAUCCAUACAUUGCUACUCAAUGGUUAUAUCAUAUCCAAAUGGUUGGAUGAAGAAGGGAGAUAAGAAUCAAGUGACAGGAAAAGAUCUUAAUCGGUUUAAAUCUUUUGUAAAGACAACCAAUACUUUUCUUAACUAUAAAACCGGUUUUGUGUAUGAAGUAUUUGGUGAAGAGGGUGUGAGCGGAGGGGCUACUGAUGAUUAUUAUUAUAACUAUCAUGACAUAAAGAUUUCGUUGACACUAGAAUUAGAUCCAGAUUCAAGCACAUCAAAUGGUUUUGUUAUAUCACCUAAAAAGAUUAUUCCAAUAGCCAAUAAACUAUGGAAAACCUUCCAGCUAAUAGCUGAUAAAAUGAAAGAUUUCAAAGAGGAACUCAUGGAGUUAAAUAAAAGAUAUGAGCAGAAAAAGCUGCAUCCAUAUGUUUGAUGUUAUGUAAACUUAAAAAUCAUAAUUCGAAAUAAAGAAAUACUUGAAG